UGGGUACAUAUCUGCACCGCUUCUCUUUAUGUUCAGUGUAUGUUUAUGUAUUUAAGGAGGCUGGCGCAAAGACCUGAAAUCCGAGGAUUUUGAAGCAUGACAUUAGGUAGCAUCCUCACGGAUUGAAGUUAAUAUGUCUGGAGAAUUUAUAGACACCAACUACGAAGCAGGAAUAGUGUAUUCUGUAAACUUCAGCCUCAGCUGUAUUUUAAACACGACCAACCGCUCGGACGGUGACUUCUUCCCGCUCAACAGGACAGAUUUUGUGGGAGAUGGCGCUGCUGUUGUGAGGAUUAUCAUCUCCAUCAUUUACUCGCUGGUGUGCGCACUGGGUCUUGUUGGCAACUUACUGGUCCUGUAUCUUAUGAAGUCGAAACAAGUGUGGAAAAAAUCCUCCAUCAACCUUUUUGUAACUAGUUUGGCGGUGACGGACUUCCAGUUUGUGCUGACUCUGCCGUUUUGGGCGGUGGAGAACGCGCUGGACUUCACGUGGCUUUUCGGCAAAGCGAUGUGCAAAAUCGUCUCCUAUGUGACGGCUAUGAACAUGUACGCCAGCGUGUUUUUCCUGACUGCCAUGAGCGUGGCGAGGUACUGCUCGCUCGCCUCUGCGCUCAAGGGCAGCCGGCGGCGGCCACACUGCUGCUCCUCCGCGCGCUGCAUCACCGUUUUCAUUUGGUUUGCCGCUGUCUCCGCCGCUCUGCCGCACGCAGUUUUCUCCACAACCGUCACUGUCUCCAACGAGGACUUGUGUCUUGUCAAAUUCCCCGAAUCCAACGGAACCGCGCAGUUAUGGCUUGGGUUGUAUCAUUCCCAAAAAGUGCUGCUGGGGUUUGUGUUACCGCUUGGCAUCAUCUCCGCCUGCUACCUGCUCCUUUUGCGCUUCAUCACAUCCAAAAACAUCAACACCUCCAGCGCAAAAAGACGCGCCAAGGUCACAAAGUCUGUCACCAUCGUUGUGUUAUCCUUUUUCCUCUGCUGGCUGCCCAACCAGGCGCUCACAGCCUGGGGCAUCCUCAUCAAACUCAACGUGGUUCACUUCAGCUAUGAGUACUACACCACGCAGGUGUACGUCUUCCCCGUGUCCGUGUGCCUGGCGCACUCCAACAGCUGCUUGAACCCCAUCCUGUACUGCCUGAUGAGGCGGGAGUUCAGGAAAGCGCUGAAAAAACUCUUCUGGAGGAUGACUUCACCGAAAAUAAGGCCGAUCACAGGAACCACAAAGCCGGGGAAGGACGAGCAAGGGCAUGUGCUGGUCCCCGUCAGCGCGCCCGAGGAGCCCGAUGUAGAGUUUUAUCCUCCGGGGGCUGUGAUGUACCAUGACCAGCGAGACCUGCCGCAAAACAGCACGUAG
Molecule: messenger RNA, 1351 nt
Organism: Plectropomus leopardus (leopard coralgrouper)
Lineage: Eukaryota; Metazoa; Chordata; Actinopteri; Perciformes; Serranidae
Gene: rxfp3
Product: relaxin family peptide receptor 3
Biological process (GO): cell chemotaxis; G protein-coupled receptor signaling pathway; positive regulation of cytosolic calcium ion concentration
Cellular component (GO): external side of plasma membrane; membrane
Molecular function (GO): C-C chemokine binding; C-C chemokine receptor activity
Source: RefSeq, a predicted model, not a curated record